This is a messenger RNA of Pediculus humanus corporis (human body louse), 1461 nucleotides long. Its product is annotated as protein kinase C and casein kinase substrate in neurons protein, putative. Gene Ontology annotation, biological process: cytoskeleton organization; regulation of endocytosis; plasma membrane tubulation. Gene Ontology annotation, molecular function: phospholipid binding; protein binding. Gene Ontology annotation, cellular component: cytoplasm; endosome; plasma membrane. The record is from RefSeq and is a predicted model, not a curated record. NCBI's taxonomy places the organism in Eukaryota, Metazoa, Arthropoda, Insecta, Psocodea, Pediculidae. The transcript is spliced from 9 exons. The coding region runs from base 1 to 1461 and encodes 486 amino acids.
AUGUCACACCAUAGUGAUGAUAAUAUGUUAAUUGCGUCAAGCGAUAGUUUUUGGGAACCUGGUAAUUAUAAAAGAACGACGAAAAGAAUCGAAGAUGGUUAUAAAUUAUGUUCAGAAUUUUUAGCCAUGAUACAAGAAAGAGCUGAUAUAGAAAAAAAUUAUGCAAAAAGUUUAAAGGCAUGGUCUAAAAAAUGGAAUGAAUUAAUUGAAAAAGGUCCUGAAUAUGGUACAACCGAAGCCGCGUUUAAAGGUGUUUGCGUCGAGUCAGAAAGGCUUGGAGAUCUUCAUAUAAAAAUCAAGGAUAACCUCUGCAAUGACGUCAUGACGCAAAUAAAAACAUGGCAAAAAGAUACUUUUCAUAAGUCAAUGAUGCAAAUAAAAGAAAGGAAGGAUAUGGAAGAGGCAUUUAAAAAGGCUCAAAAGCCUUGGGCCAAACUUUUACAGAAAGUUAACAAAGCCAAACAAGAUUAUCACGGUGCUUGCAAAGCUGAGAAAUCCGCUUCGAAUCAAGAAAGAAAUGCGUCUGGUGACACGUCUAUUUCUCCCGAUCAGGUUAAAAAAAUGCAAGACAGAGUGCAAAAAUCAAAAGAAGAAGUUCAGAAAGGUAAAGAAAAAUACGAAGCCGCUUUAGCCGAACUAAACAGUUACAAUCCGAAAUACAUAGAAGAAAUGACGACGGUUUUUGUCAAAUGUCAAGACAUGGAAGCGGAGAGACUGAAAUUUUUUAAAGAAGUCCUUUUUGCAGUACAAAGAGGUUUAAACAUUUCGGAAGUUUCAGAGUUGCCUUUAAUAUAUCAAGAAUUCAAUCAUACAAUUAAUAAUGCAGAUCAUGAAAAAGAUUUAAAAUGGUGGAGUAAUAAUCACGGGGUUAACAUGGCCAUGAAUUGGCCCAUGUUCGAGGAAUAUACGGAAGAAUUUAGAGAUAUAUCGAAGGGAAAAUUGAAAGAAGGGAUUCCGGCUGGCCCAAUCACAUUAAUCAAUCAAAGGCCAGUGGGAGAGGAUUUACACGAUUAUCCUCCUGUUGAUAACAAAUCUACGAAAAAAUCUUUGCUCACAUCAAAAGUAAUAAGCAGUGACGCCGUUAAAUUAGAUGCGACUGAUUCAAAACCGAACAAAAAUAUAACGAAUUCGAAUAGUAAAUCCGUUGAAAAACCGUCGUCUGCUGUUAACAAAACGUCUUUAAUAACGAACGGUAAUAAAACGACGGAAAAUAAUCCAUUCGACGAAGAGGAAUGGGACGAAGAUGGCGGAGAAGCGUUGGUGGACAACGGAGAGCCUGGAGUACCCGUCAGAGCACUUUACGAUUACGAAGCAACGGAAUCGGACGAACUUAGUUUUAGUCAAGGAGACGUUUUUGAAAAAUUAGAAGAUGAAGAUGAACAAGGUUGGUGCAAGGGUAGAAAAGAUGGACGAGUGGGAUUAUAUCCGGCGGAUUACGUCGAACUCGUACCGUCAUCAUAA